Molecule: messenger RNA, 1656 nt
Organism: Laccaria bicolor S238N-H82
Lineage: Eukaryota; Fungi; Basidiomycota; Agaricomycetes; Agaricales; Hydnangiaceae
Product: isocitrate lyase icl
Exons: 6
Coding region: 1-1617 (538 amino acids)
Biological process (GO): carboxylic acid metabolic process
Molecular function (GO): isocitrate lyase activity
Source: RefSeq, a predicted model, not a curated record
AUGUCCAGCGAGAGAGCCCGUUUUGCACACGAAGUUGCUCAGGUCGAGCAGUGGUGGAAGAACCCCCGCUUUGCACGAGUAAAACGUCCCUAUACUGCCGCGGAUGUCGUCGCUAAGAGGGGCACACUUGCCAUCCAAUAUCCUUCAAACGUGCAGGGCAAGAAGCUUUGGAAACUGCUCAGCGAACACGCCAAGCGCGGCACUCCAUCCCACACCUAUGGAGCGUUGGAUCCUGUCCAGGUAACCCAAAUGGCGAAGUAUCUCGAGACUGUCUAUGUCUCAGGUUGGCAGUCGUCAAGCACGGCUUCGAGCACAAACGAGCCGGGUCCUGAUCUUGCCGAUUAUCCAUCGAACACUGUCCCGAACAAAGUUGAACAUUUAUUCAUGGCUCAGCUGUUCCACGACCGAAAGCAAAGAGAGGCACGCUCUUCGCUGUCCGAGGCUGAGCUCGCCAAAACUCCCGUCGUUGACUAUCUUCGCCCCAUAGUCGCAGACGCCGAUACCGGUCAUGGUGGUCUCACUGCUGUAAUGAAAUUGACCAAGAUGUUCGUCGAAAAGGGUGCCGCCGGCAUUCACGUUGAGGAUCAAGCACCAGGAACCAAAAAGUGUGGCCACAUGGCGGGCAAGGUUUUGGUGCCUAUCCAGGAGCAUAUUAACCGUCUCGUUGCUAUUCGUCUGCAAUAUGACAUCAUGGGGGUUGAGAAUUUGGCCAUCGCCAGAACGGACUCCGAGGCGGCCACCCUCAUCACCUCGAACAUUGACGGCCGGGAUCAUGCUUUUAUUCUGGGAGCUACAAACCCGUCACAACCCCCUCUGAACGAUGUCAUGGUGGAGGCUGAGCUUGCUGGCAAAAGUGGCGACCAACUCCAAGCGAUCGAGGAUCAAUGGAUCUCCAGUGCUAACCUGGAGUUGUUCUCCACAACGUUGGCAAAGGCGCUUGGGAAGCAGGGUGCGACCAAGGCUGCCCUUGAUAAGUUGGUGGCGCGCGUUUCGCGGGUUUCCCACCCAGAAGCCGUUGCCAUUGCGCAGAAGGAAUUUGGCCUGCGAACCAUUCCAUACUGGAAUUGGGACAGCCCAAGGACUCGCGAGGGUUACUACAGGUACCAAGGUGGUACCCAGUGUGCUAUCCACCGCGCCAUUGCCUUCGCCCCGUACGCUGACCUUCUCUGGAUGGAAACGAAGAAGCCAAUCUUGUCGCAAGCUCAAGAAUUCGCUCAUGGUGUUCACGCGGCUCGCCCAGGUCAUUGGUUGGCGUACAACUUGAGUCCAUCCUUCAACUGGGAGGCUGCAGGUUUGAACGACAAAGAUAUGCAAGGCUAUGUCUGGGAGCUGGGCAAGCUUGGAUUCGUCUGGCAAUUCAUCACUCUUGGUGGUCUGCAUUCGAAUGCCUACAUCUCGGACCUCUUCGCCCAAAAUUUUGCGAAGACUGGCAUGAAGGCCUACGUUGAGCUCGUCCAGCGUAAAGAGCGCGAGUUGGGCACUGAUGUUCUUACUCAUCAAAAGUGGAGCGGCGCUGAUUAUGCCGACAAUUUGAUCAAGACAGUCACUGGAGGAGUUUCGUCAACAGCUGCCAUGGGUGCUGGUGUGACAGAAUCGCAGUUUGGCUCAAAGCUUUGAGGGAACAGUAUGAAUGUAUGGAUAAAAAAAUCGCAUAAG